This is a messenger RNA of Electrophorus electricus (electric eel), 1359 nucleotides long. RefSeq names its product protein phosphatase 1, regulatory subunit 3Db (gene ppp1r3db). The record is from RefSeq and is a predicted model, not a curated record. Gene Ontology annotation, molecular function: protein phosphatase 1 binding; glycogen binding. Gene Ontology annotation, cellular component: protein phosphatase type 1 complex. Lineage: Eukaryota; Metazoa; Chordata; Actinopteri; Gymnotiformes; Gymnotidae. Gene Ontology annotation, biological process: regulation of glycogen biosynthetic process.
AUUUAUGGAGACGGCCACAGCUCGCGCUUUUCUGGUCACCAGCUGUGAGGUGUGUGUGUGGUCUAAUAAUAAACCAUCUCUCUAGACGUCCAAACUACCCAGUGGGAUCAGGAUAUAAAGGUCAGAGGUGGUUAAGUCCUCACGCAGUCGAAACCAAAACACUGUAUUGAGAUUAUUAUGCAUGCACAAUAAAAACACCAAUUUUGGGGACUCGGUCGACAAUAUCAGCGAUCAAAGAUGUAGCCACAGAGACGAGCAGAUUUGCGUGGCACGACGUGAGAUUCUACACAUCCGAGUCUGCAGCUGGUCUCAGUAUGUUCAUUUGCCUCCGUUUUUAUUCGCUGUCGUGAAAAAUGUCGUUGUUUGGCAGCAAGUCUCCUGGGAAGCUGGAAGUGGCAGUGCAGUUCACCGGCGGGCUGAGGGAAGUGUUGCGGCCUUCCAGGACCCUCCGCCUGCAGCAUGUCUACGACCCUCAGGCCCCUCACAGGAGCCCGGUGGCGAUCCGGCCCCCGAGCCCCCGCACGGCUCCUCCGAGGGAGAGGACCGCCCGCCGGAGUUUCUCUUGCGAGCCUGAGCCCCGGCCCAUUAUGAGGAGGAGAGCCCGUUCCCUGCCCUCCUCCGCCGAGCGGCAGGCCCGCGGCAGCCCGCGCGUCCGCUUCGUGGACUCCCUCGGCUUGGAGCUGGAGUGCGUGAAGCUUUUUGAGGCUGGUGAGGACCCGGCGGUCCCGGUUCACGUCAUGAGCAGGCUCCUGGCUAGCUCGGAGCUCGCCACUGGGAAGAGCCUAGAGCUGACCUUGCCUUACUUCCAGCCGUCCUUCCCGGGGAACAUGGCAGGCGCGCCCGGCUUCCUGCGGCGACUGUGCCGUCAGCGCGUGUGUCUCGAGACCAUCCACUGCUCGGAGCUGGGCAUCGCUGGCACAGUCCAGGUGCUGAACCAGGCCUUCGAGAAGCAGGUCACGGUGCAUUACUCGUUCACAGACUGGAAGAGCGCCAGCGAUUCCAAAGCCAGCUGGGUGUCCACCGUGCACAGGGACGGAGCUGAGCCGGAAUCGGAUGUUUUUCGUUUUCGUUUGCCCGUGCCCCCAUUCAUCCUCCAACCCAACGUCACCCUGCAGUUCGCCAUCUGCUUCCAGGUUCUUGGAGAGGAAUUUUGGGACAAUAACGAUGGACACAAUUACAAACUAGCCUGCCACACCUACAAGCUCAUUGUGCCCAAAGAAUGUGAGGCAAGCAUGGUGCACUUCACCUAAACCAUCACAAGGGGGUGCUGUGAGCAACAACAGCGUCAACAAAUAUUAACUCCUUCAGGAAGAAAAACAUUUCUGUAAAAAAUGAAUAAAAUCCUAGUUCAUAACUUAA